UAUAAUAUUAAAUAAUUUGGAUUAUUUUUGUUUUUUAGAUAAAAAUAUGUAGAUACUUUCCAUUACUUUCUGAUCAUUUGGUAGUUUAGAUAUUUUUUAAUAAAAAAAAAAUCAAAUACUUUAAGAUAUUAUUAAUAGAUUUGUUUAAUUAUAUAUAUAUUUAUUUAUUUAUUUAUGGUUAUGUUAUAUGUAUAUAGUUAAUAUUUUUUGGAAUAUUUCGGUUGGGUCCUGGUUUCGGAAUAUUUCCGUUCGGUCUUGGUCUUUCACCCGUAAAAUAUUUAAUUUAACGUCCGUUAUCCGGUUCGCAGGGAAACGUCGUCCUAUCUUUCCCUCCAGCUUCUUUCUCUUCUUGCGAUUAAUCUAGUUAGUAUUUAUGAUGCAGUUUGGUUGAUAACGGUAGCCAGUUUCUAUGACUAAUAUGUAAAUCUCUAUAUCCAAUUUGUAAUUCUAGCGGCUUAAUUAAAAAUUAUCUGAUUAGCGAAGAAAACAACUAGUUGAUCACAUGACCAGUGGCCAAGUUUUUUUUUUUAAAUAGAUAGAGUGAAGUACAUGGUGAAUGGGCACAUGCUUUCUGGUCAUGUGAUCAUGUCUCUGUAUCCAUUAUUGAAACUUGAACCUUUUUGGUUUGUUUUUUCCCCAUAACCUCUCUCUACAGGUUUAUUAUGUGGUUUCUCUCCACCGUGUGUGAUAUUUUUCCAAUUUUCAGGUUAGUUUUUGGAAGUCUAAACUCAAAGCGUAUUAGCAAAUCUGGUCGGUGAUGGUAUCUGCAGUCAAAUAGUGUUUGUUUAUUAUGUUCAGCCCAUAGAUCUAAAGCUUAAAAGAAUCCAAAGAUGCAUUAAUUAGCGAGAACAUGGGGAUGAGGACCUUAUUAUCAUGUCAGCAUAAGACUAGUCAGUCCAUGUGUAUCUGCAACACUCUCUAAGUUACUAACAAGACUGCUACAAACAUUGAAAGUAACCCAAAGUGCUGUGAUUAUAAUAAUAGUAAUAAGAUAUUAUAUUAAGACUAGCAAUCUAGCUGAUAUGGCUAUAAAUAGAAACAUCCAUGUUACAAAAUGUUUGGUGCGAUAAGAGUGAGAAUGGGUCGUCUUCCACUUAUUCUUUGCCUCACCUUUCUGGUUAUGGCCACAGUAACAUUUGGUGUACCUCCUAAAAAGGCCGUUGAUGUUCCUUUCGGCAGGAACUACUUUCCAACAUGGGCUUUUGAUCACAUUAAGUACCUCAACGGUGGUUCUGAAGUGCAUCUUUUCCUAGACAAGUACACUGGCACUGGCUUUCAGUCCAAAGGCUCAUACUUAUUUGGACACUUCAGUAUGCACAUAAAGAUGGUUCCUGGGGACUCUGCUGGAACUGUGACCGCCUUCUACUUGUCAUCGCAGAGCUCAGAACACGACGAGAUAGACUUUGAGUUUCUAGGGAACAGAACCGGCCAACCUUACAUUUUACAGACAAACGUGUUCACAGGAGGCAAAGGAAACAGAGAGCAGAGGAUAAACCUAUGGUUUGACCCUUCCAAGGACUAUCAUUCCUAUUCAGUUCUCUGGAAUAUGUAUCAGAUUGUGUUCUUUGUGGAUGAUGUGCCGAUACGAGUAUUCAAGAACAGCAAAGACAUUGGGGUGAAGUUUCCAUUCAACCAGCCGAUGAAGAUCUAUUCCAGUCUUUGGAACGCAGACGACUGGGCCACAAGGGGAGGGCUAGAGAAAACCAACUGGGCAAAGGCUCCUUUCGUGGCGUCCUACAGAGGUUUCCACGUAGACGGAUGUGAGGCUUCGGUGAAUGCUAAGUUCUGCGAGACGCAAGGGAAACGUUGGUGGGAUCAGAAAGAGUUCCAAGACUUGGAUGCUCAACAGUACAAGCGUCUCAAAUGGGUUCGUACAAGAUACACCAUCUACAACUAUUGUACUGACCGUGUCAGGUUUCCCGUGCCUCCUCCUGAGUGCCGUAGAGACCGUGACAUUUAGUAAUUUUCAGAUUUCUUAGUAUUUUUCCAAAUGAUGUAUCCAAGUUUGCGAAAGUUUACUUUAUUCUUCUUAAAAGUUAUGGGAGACAUGAUCUAGAGAUUCUUGAACUGU
Molecule: messenger RNA, 2071 nt
Organism: Brassica rapa (field mustard)
Lineage: Eukaryota; Viridiplantae; Streptophyta; Magnoliopsida; Brassicales; Brassicaceae
Product: probable xyloglucan endotransglucosylase/hydrolase protein 5
Biological process (GO): cell wall biogenesis; xyloglucan metabolic process
Cellular component (GO): apoplast; cell wall
Molecular function (GO): hydrolase activity, hydrolyzing O-glycosyl compounds; xyloglucan:xyloglucosyl transferase activity
Source: RefSeq, a predicted model, not a curated record